AUGAACGACGCCGACCACCUCCCUAAGAAUAUUCCCCCGUACACACCUAUGUCGUCUCUCGGUCACGAACUCGGUAUUCUAUUUGGGUUUCUGGCGGCUUGUUUCGUCGUGAUCGCUGUUUAUAUCGUUUUAUGGCGGGAGGGAAAAACAGUUAUCGAGCGUCGCGAAGAACAAAGAGAGCGCCUACGAAAAGAACAGUUAACCGCAAAGGGAAUCCAUCAUGGUCGCGGCGGGGUACAUGAGAAGAUGAUGGAUCGGGAUCGGAUUGCUCCGUUCGAGCGGGUGGAGCUACCCGGUGGUCAAUAUCCACAUUCCAGUGGCGACGUUGGCAUCGGCGUUGGUGGAAGCAGCAGGGCUAAUGUGACUAUGAGGAAUCUGGAGAGACGGUUGGAACGGGAGAUGGAGAUGGAGAUAUUGGGGGUGGGAUCUCGUUGA
Aspergillus tanneri is the source of this 435-nucleotide messenger RNA. RefSeq lists its product as uncharacterized. NCBI's taxonomy places the organism in Eukaryota, Fungi, Ascomycota, Eurotiomycetes, Eurotiales, Aspergillaceae. The coding region runs from base 1 to 435 and encodes 144 amino acids. The transcript has 2 exons. The record is from RefSeq and is a predicted model, not a curated record.